Terrapene triunguis (Three-toed box turtle) is the source of this 626-nucleotide messenger RNA. Its product is annotated as receptor-type tyrosine-protein phosphatase eta-like. The annotation marks the transcript as partial. The transcript has 5 exons. Gene Ontology annotation, biological process: negative regulation of MAP kinase activity; protein dephosphorylation. Gene Ontology annotation, molecular function: protein tyrosine phosphatase activity. NCBI's taxonomy places the organism in Eukaryota, Metazoa, Chordata, Testudines, Emydidae. The record is from RefSeq and is a predicted model, not a curated record.
AUGACAUUUCCCGUGUUAAACUUUCGAUCCAAAACCAUCCAACUGAUGAUUAUAUUAAUGCAAAUUAUAUGCCCGGAUACAACUCCAAGAAAGAAUUUAUUGCUGCACAAGGCCCCUUACCCAACACUGUGCAAGACUUCUGGCGCAUGAUUUGGGAAAAAAAUAUCUAUGCUAUUGUUAUGUUAACAAAAUGUGUUGAACAAGGCAGGACAAAAUGUGAGGAAUAUUGGCCAGACAAAGGAUCCAACUAUUACGAUGACAUUACUGUAACAUUGGUCUCAGAGUAUGUCCUUCCAGAAUGGACAAUAAGAGACUUCACAGUGGAAGACAGGGAUGCAACUGAAAGCCACUCUGUACGCCAGUUCCAUUUCACUUCCUGGCCUGACCAUGGUGUUCCAGAGACAACAGACCUUCUUAUUAACUUUAGACAUCUGGUACAGGAAAACAUUAGACAAAAUCCCCCAGAUUCUCCUACUCUGGUGCACUGCAGUGCUGGUGUUGGCAGGACAGGUACUUUCAUUGCAAUUGACCGCCUGAUCCAGCAAAUAGAAAUGGAUAACAUCAGUGAUGUGUAUGGAGUAGUAUAUGAACUUCGAAUGCAUCGACCUUUAAUGGUGCAAACAGAG